Messenger RNA from Malaya genurostris, 3173 nucleotides. It is a transcript of the gene Arpc2, whose product is annotated as probable actin-related protein 2/3 complex subunit 2. Gene Ontology annotation, molecular function: structural constituent of cytoskeleton; actin filament binding. Gene Ontology annotation, cellular component: actin cytoskeleton; Arp2/3 protein complex. NCBI's taxonomy places the organism in Eukaryota, Metazoa, Arthropoda, Insecta, Diptera, Culicidae. The transcript is spliced from 7 exons. The coding region runs from base 597 to 1505 and encodes 302 amino acids. Gene Ontology annotation, biological process: actin filament polymerization; Arp2/3 complex-mediated actin nucleation. The record is from RefSeq and is a predicted model, not a curated record.
UUUUGUGUUCCGUCAAAACGAGUACGACGGCGAACAGUCAUCAUCGCUGCGGCUGGGGCUGCAUGAAUGGAGCCUCUUCUAUCAUACAACUAGCAGAGAAAGAAGAAAAAAGAAUAAUCACCUCGCUGUGGAGUAAAAAGUGUGUCAACUGCGAUUCGUUUCAAGCAAAUUCACUUACCAAUCUGUAGAUUCUGGAGUCCUCUUUUAGUUACAUGAAAAACCGAGUGAUGAUUGUGCGGUGGUUCGAACGGAAAUAGUCUUCGAGUGUCUACCAAGGGACGGUCCGAAAUUUUGGAUAUAGAUAGCUAGUGUUUUUUCUUCCACAUAACAAGCCGCCCCCGGAAAGCAAGAAGAGCUGCUCCAAUUGAAUAGUGCGUGUGAAAGAGUGUGAUAGUGCCGUGUCGGAGAAUAGCGCUGCGUGUUGGGAUGUUUUAUAUGUUUGGCAGAUUUUUUCCGCUGUUCAAUUUGGUGUCGGUGUCCCCAAAAAUAAUUCGAUCGUAAUAGUGUUCGUUCGGCUGGAGUUUACCCGUUGUAGCGUCAUACACAGCCAGCAUAUAUUUCCGAAGGAAUAGCUGAAUGAAAAAUACUGAUCCAAAAUGAUUUUGCUUGAGAUCAACAACCGGAUUGUGGAGGAAACACUUACUGUCAAGUACAAGAAUGCUAUCGCUGGCAACAAAGCGGAAUCCAUCGAUGUCACUGUGGCAGACUUUGACGGUGUGCUGUUUCACAUCUCCAACAUCAACGGAGACAAAACUAAAGUGAGAAUAAGUAUAUCGUUGAAGUUCUACAAACAACUGCAAGAACACGGAGCAGACGAACUACUAAAACGAGAGUAUGGAGACCUGCUUAUCACACCCGAAGACGGCUACAACGUUUCGGUACUGGUUGACCUCGAGAACAUUUCUGACAACUGGGAGGAAACUGUACGAAAGAUUGGCUUGCUGAAACGGAAUUGCUUUGCUUCCGUGUUUGAGAAAUACUUCGACUUUCAGACGCAGGGCGAAGUGGAAGGACAAAAACGAGCGGUGAUCAAUUACAGGAACGACGAGACGAUGUACGUGGAAGCGAAAUCGGACCGGGUAACCGUCGUCUUUAGUACGAUAUUCCGGGAUGAGGACGAUGUAGUGUUAGGCAAGGUGUUCAUGCAGGAACUGCGGGAAGGCAGAAGAGCAUCACACACGGCGCCUCAAGUGCUGUUCUCGCAUCGGGAACCUCCACUGGAGCUAGCGAACACUGGUGCAAGGGUUGGCGAAAACAUCGGAUACGUUACGUUCGUAUUGUUCCCAAGGCAUACAUCCAAGGAAACCCGUGAUAACACGAUCAAUUUAAUCCACAUGUUCCGUGAUUAUUUGCACUAUCACAUCAAGUGUUCGAAAGCGUACAUUCACUCCAGGAUGCGGGCAAAGACGUCGGAUUUUCUGAAGGUGCUCAACCGUGCUCGUCCCGAGCCGAAAAAUACAGAGAAGAAAACUAUCACUGGCCGAACAUUUAUCAGAAAAGAAUGAAUUUGGAACUCAUCUGACAUCUAGUUGUUAAAUGUGUAAGUAAAUAUUUACUAAUAAUAAAAACAGGAAGAAGAAAACAAGUAAAACGUUCAGCAAUUGGAUAAAAGGGGUUAAACGAACCUGUCCUCGGUCGUCCGCUGUGCAAAUAUUUGGAUAGUAAAACAUUCAAAAAUUGAGAACGAGCAAGUAUAGAUGUGCGAACUGUAAAAACCUAAGCAUUUAAAAGAGUAAAACUAAUGAAAAAGCAUCAAAACGUAAUUCGCAUGCAUUUUGGGACAUCAUUUAGGAACUUUAACAUUAAAAAAAUCUUAAUCGCCGCUGCCAACAAGAAAAGAAUUACAGUUAUUAUAAAGCUAAUUAUAAUAAAAACAUUUUUAAAGAAAUUUAAAUAUUUUAUUAACUAAAGGAACAAAUUGCAAUUAACUUUGAAUGAAUGAAUAAUGGACAGCCACUACUAAACUACUAAAGUAUAGGAAGCAAUUGAACGGGACAAAUGAAAUCUAUAAAUAGAGAAUGUCAUAUAGUGAGUGAGAAAUUGCGGUGACAAUGUUCAGUUAAAAAAAAAUUAGAAACAUCCAGUAACCGAAUGACGCCUAUACAUCAACUAACGCACGGGAUGGCUCCUAGCUCCUGUUUACUCGUGUGCUAUGAAGAGAUCCUAUAGUAAUGUGUCGCACAAUUCCGCGAUUUUGUUAACCCCAAACAUAGGAUACAAGUCCGUAUAACAGCAGAACAAACAAAAAAACAACCCUAUCUAGUGUAAAGCGACUAACGAAAAUGCAUUAUAAGAAACAUACAAAAGUCCUACAUAAAAAUGAUGAAGCGUCACUUUCCAAGAUUGUCAAACUACAGUUCGAAGAAUAGAUCGAGAGUGCGAUCCUCCGAAUAUGCAACUGUUUGGAAAAAAGAAGCAAACACAUUAACACAUUGAAGCAAAAAAAAGUAGCAUUGUUGUUUAUUGUUGCUGAAAUCAUCUAUCUUCAUAUUUCUUUCUGGUUACUGUUCAGUUUGUUAUCACUGUUUCACAUUUCGAAGUACAAUAUUUUUUUUUGGGAAAUUUAACUUCUGUGGAUCUUUUACUAAACCAUUUAUGAUAGAGAUGCAUCGUUUUCGUACUUUCUAGUAGCUUUGGUAUUCCCGAGGAUUGUUCGACUAAUGACUGAUUUUGAAUAAUCAAUGAAUUGCCCAGAAAUUAAAAUCGUAAUAAUGUCAAAGCACUUCGGUGAUAGUUUGCCGGCGAGUGACGUCGUUCAUGAAACCAAUGUUGUUUAUGAGAAAUAGUAGUCAGAUAGUAUGUUCUAUUAAAAAAAUGUGAACUUUAAUCGUGUCCCGUACGAGGAGAACAAGUGUUUCAACGAAAAUUAGCAAACUGGGAAGCUAAAAUAGUCAAAACAAGGUCACACGGCAGGUGCGAUCGGGGUAAAUGCGAUUACGCCUUUUAUAUUCUCUCAUAACUAGGCAAGUUCUAUAGUUCACUCCAACAAGCUCCUAAAGCUUCCGACGUGUUUGGAGUGUACUAUAAAAUUUCAGUCGUUAUUUAGGCAAUAUUCAAGAACACACAUGUCCGUUCGGAGCGUUGCAUGCUUCGACGUGGGCAAAAUAAAAUUGCGACCAUGCGGAAACAAAUUAAAUCUAAUAAAUUGAAACGUGUAAGAUAUAUUGACAGUA